CAGAAACUAGGAAAAGCAGAUGAAACAAAAGAUGAACAGUUUGAAGAAUACGUUCAAAAUUUCAAGCGGCAAGAGGCAGAGGGUUCGAGGCUCCAGAGAGAACUGAGAGGAUAUUUAGCAGCCAUCAAAGGGAUGCAAGAUGCCUCAAAGAAGCUUACAGAGUCUCUUCACGAAGUAUAUGAGCCAGACUGGUAUGGACGAGAAGAUGUGAAAAUGAUUGGAGAGAAAUGUGAUGAACUUUGGGAAGAUUUCCAUCAAAAACUGGUGGAUGGGUCGUUGUUGACCUUGGAUACAUAUCUAGGACAAUUUCCUGAUAUCAAAACUCGCAUUGCAAAACGAAGCAGGAAGCUGGUGGACUACGACAGUGCAAGGCAUCAUCUAGAAGCCCUGCAGAGCUCAAAAAGAAAAGAUGAAGGCAGAAUUACCAAGGCAGAAGAAGAGUUUCAGAAAGCACAGAAAGUGUUUGAAGAGUUUAAUACUGAUUUACAAGAAGAGCUGCCAUCUCUGUGGUCACGACGAGUUGGCUUCUAUGUGAACACCUUCAAAAAUGUAUCCAGCCUCGAAGCCAAGUUUCACAAGGAAAUAGCUUUACUAUGUCACAAACUGUAUGAAGUGAUGACCAAGCUGGGAGAUCAGCACGCAGACAAGGCUUUCACCAUUCAAGGGGCACCAAGUGAUUCAGGUCCACUCCGCAUUGCAAAAACGCCGUCCCCACCCGAGGAGGUCUCUCCCCUGCCCAGCCCCUCUGCUAGUCCCAAUCACAUGCUGGCACCAGCAUCUCCAGCACCAGCCCGGCCUAAGUCACCCACACAGCUGAGGAAAGGGCCACCAGUCCCACCGCUGCCUAAGCUCACACCCACAAAGGAGUUGCAACAGGAGAACAUCAUUAACUUCUUUGAUGACAACUUUGUCCCAGAAAUCAAUGUGACAACCCCAUCACAGAAUGAAGUUCCUGAAGCUAAGAAAGAGGAAUCUUUGCUAGAUCUGGACUUCGACCCUUUCAAACCAGAAGUUGUAUCGACAGGAGUUACUCAUUCACCCAUGUCUCAGACAUUGCCAUGGGAUCUAUGGACGACAAGCAGCGAGUUGCGGGAGGAAGAAGAGUGGGCAGGUGUCGAGCCAAGUGAAAAGGUAGAGACCAGAGCUGUUAACUACAAGGAGGUAGAAGGUACAGAGGAACUGGAAAAACGAGAUUGUGAAACCAAAGGAAAUAGUGAGGCAGAACUUCAUGAGGGUUUAGCAAAAUCAGAUCUUGACAUUUUAGUCAGCACAGAGGUAGAAAAUCUGUAUGAGUUGGAAGAUAAUGAUGGGGAUGCUGGGAGAGCUAGUGGUGCUAAGGUAGCAAACCCUAGGGAAGAAGAAUUCGAAGGGGACAGUGUCAUUGAGGAGGCAGAUGGAGAAAUACCAUUGUUAAGCACAGGGCUGGAAGGUGGGGAUACAAUAGUAGUGGACAACUGUAAAACUAUAGAAAACAUUGUCGCUGAACCUGAGAGAGUCUUUGGUAUCUGGGAUCAAGACCAUGAAAGGCCAUUUGAGGAUGGCUUAGACCAAGCUGUCAGUGGUACUGGAGAGAGUACAUCCAUGGAGUGUAUAAAGAUGACGGCACAUGUUGAUCUAGAGGUAACUGACCACACAGAAAAGGACCCUACAGAUACUGGAAACAUUCUGUGUGAUGCUGAAUUAUUCAGUGCAGAAGAGUCUGGUAAAGGAACUGAAGACAAUAGCAUCAGCUUCCUCCCAAAUGGUAGUGCUGCUGCUGAAGGUCAAGCGGCUGCUGAAAAAGAGCGGGCAUUACUGCCCGAGACAGCUGAUGCUGCUAGCACAAGCUGUGGUAAUCCUUGCCUAGAGAAUGCAGAAGACCAAGUGACAGGUAGGGUGGCAGCAGCAGUCGCUGAAGAGCAUUCUAGUAGCAGUGGUGUUCCUGAAGCCUUGGAAACAGAACCCUGGCUGGCAAACUGGGAUCCAACAGUUACUAAUGAUUCCUGGGGAUUUUUUAAUCUACCAGAUGGCCAAGCCAAUGAACUGGAUAAUUGGCCCUUUUUCCCCAAGCUACAAGACUCAGAGGGAGGUAACAUGGAAAAUGUUUGGUUAGGCAUUAGUGAUAGAUGGUCUACGCAAGACCUAGGAGGGACUGCUAACAGCUGGGGAGAAGUAGGUGUGAGCACAAGCAAUAAAAGUCAGGAGGCACCAGUAAAACAAGGCUCACCUGGGGAGCAGGCAGGCUUUAGCAAUCCAGGACCGAGCAAGGAGGUAGCUAGACCCUUGGCUCUGUUUCAAGUGGGAAAUUCCAGAAAUGCUAGCACCGAGAGUUCAACUAGUCCUAAAGACAAUGAGACCAACAACUCAGAUUUAUCUGAAGAUGAAAUUGCUAACCGGAGAUAUGGAUUGUUGUACCAGGAAAUUGAGACUGAUAAAGAAGAGGCAUCCAGCACAGCAUUUAAUGGAUUUGCACAGGAUACCUCUGCAUUUACAGUGCAGCCAAGUGAGAAUGUGACAGAACCUUUGACUGAGGCUGAAGAAGCUCCACCUGGGGAUGUCAAGGUCGAGGAAACCCCUGCUGCUGCUGCUGCUGUGGAAAAGGAGACCGUCCCUGCUGAGCCUGCUGAGCCAGCAGAGCAGGCUGUGGACAGUCUCGAGGCAGGGGAUAAGGAGACAACUGGAGUUGCUGAGAAAGAGAGCGAGGUGGUACCUGUCACCGAGGGGGCUGAGGCAGCAGAAGACAGUGCAGCUGUGGCAGCCGGAGCUGGUGACGGCGUUGCUACCAUCGCGCAGGAAGGUGUUGCUGAAGGUGACAAACCUCCAGGAGAAGAAAAGGAGGCUGAUGUGUCUCAGGAAAAGGUCAGCAGCAUCCCUUCAGUAGUAAUAGAGCCAGCAUCCAACAACGAGGGGGAGGGAGAAGAACACGAAGUCAUUGUCAAUGAGUCCAAAGAUGCCGCAGCAGAGAUGGGCACUCAGAGCGCUGACACUUCUCCCACUGAAACUUCCAAAGCUGGAAGUGACCAGAAACCUGCUGAAGAAGUCCAGGCUGCACCUUCUCAAGAUCAGACUGUUCCAGCAGAAGACACAGCUUCUGCGAUGCCACCCGGCUUUCUCUUUAAGGUUGAAGUUCUACAUGAUUUCGAGGCAGCUAACAGUGAUGAGCUUAAUUUAAAACGAGGAGAUAUUGUACUAGUAAUUCCUUCUGAGACCACAGCUGAUCAGGAGGCUGGCUGGUUGACAGGCAUUAAGGAAUCCGAGUGGCUUCAGUACAGAGAUGCAAAUAGUUAUAAAGGACUUUUCCCAGAGAACUUCACGCGCCACCUGGAGUAGUUCCCUGACUCAGGCAGAGGAACGUGAUCCGAAGCUCAGUCAGUAGGUUUUUAACCUCUCUGAAACACAGGAGCCCACCUUUUUGUAGUUUAAGCUGUUUACAGACUGGUGCCAGACAAAGCGUGUCGAAACAUAUCAGAAUGAGCAUGAAUGCAAACAGUAAAGCUAGCAACUGCUGGAGCAGUACCUGGAAAAAAAAAUCGAAUAAAAUAAAGAAAUGUCCUUAUUUGUUCACACGUACGUGGCAACAGGUUUGUUUGUGCUUUGUCAGAGCUAUGGUGAUCCUGUAUUUGGUCCUUUCCCAUGAAAUCUGAAAUUAGCCUCCUCAAUACCAAAACCUUAACUUCUCUGCACUAAGUGUAUUGUCUUGAGUUGCACUGCAGAAGAUUGAAUUAGUUAUCCUGUAGUAAUGAGGUCACACUAUUAUGAGUUUCAAGUGUUUAAAAAUAUAAUUAACUGCUGCAAC
Messenger RNA from Antrostomus carolinensis (chuck-will's-widow), 3775 nucleotides. RefSeq names its product amphiphysin. Bases 133 to 3309 code for a protein of 1058 amino acids. Gene Ontology annotation, cellular component: synaptic vesicle; plasma membrane; cytoplasm. NCBI's taxonomy places the organism in Eukaryota, Metazoa, Chordata, Aves, Caprimulgiformes, Caprimulgidae. The transcript has 22 exons. The record is from RefSeq and is a predicted model, not a curated record. Gene Ontology annotation, biological process: synaptic vesicle endocytosis. Gene Ontology annotation, molecular function: phospholipid binding; protein binding.